Naegleria lovaniensis is the source of this 675-nucleotide messenger RNA. RefSeq lists its product as uncharacterized. The coding region runs from base 1 to 675 and encodes 224 amino acids. The record is from RefSeq and is a predicted model, not a curated record. NCBI's taxonomy places the organism in Eukaryota, Heterolobosea, Eutetramitea, Acrasida, Naegleriidae. The transcript has a single exon.
AUGACCAUUUCCUAUGCAUUGAUUGCCGAAUGUGCCAUCAAGAGUACUUCGGAUGAAAUUUACUCGACCAACGUCAUCUCGGAAACUUCAUGCCAAAAAACGUUGAGAAGAGUGAUUGAACAAAAAAUCAUUCCCAAGAUGAUGAAUCAUUCUGUGCAAGUUUCUUCGUAUGAUAAGCUCGUACUCACUCAUGAAAUGUUUACCUUCUUCAUUAAGAAGGAACGAUCUAGUAUGGGCGAUGUGUUUUAUGUGGUCAUUUCCACACAAGAUCAAGUCAAACAUAGAAUUUGUUGGAAAAUGAUUGAUUCCAUGUCUCAGGAAUAUCAUUCUCAAUAUUUGGAAUCGAACAGAAAGAUCAUUCCAAAUUUGUCUCAACUCAUGAAAUUUCAUAAUGAUCCCAACAAUGAUAAAAUUACCAAAUUGCAACACUCAUUGGAUGAAGUGAAGAAUGUGAUGGUUAUUAAUGUAGAUAAGAUUUUGGAAAAUCAUCGAAAGAUGCAUGAAUUAAUUGCCGAGUCUGAUGAUUUGAUGAAGCAAGGUGAACUAUUUGCUAAGGGAGGAAAGAAAUUGAAGUGGGCCAUGAUUAAGCGAUGGAUUUAUUUGGCUGGUGCUGCUGCUGCAACUGCAACGGUGAGCAUUGGUACUAUUGCUUUGAUCUUGAUAAUUGCUUUGUAA